AUGGCAUGCCUUCGGGCGUUACUAUCCCCUGCGAUCAGAGCGGUCUACAAAUACAGUUUAUGGCUUUCAGCAGAAGAUCUGGCGAAACCUCACUUGGUUAUUAAUGCCUUGACAGAAUAUUAUGGCGCAAGCAUUGGGGUGUCCCGGGUGAAAGACACAAGCCUCUUCGCCUGAUGCAAAAUGAAGACGAAUCGAUCGGCUCUUAGGAAUCGCGUAUACGAAAUCAAGCUUCACAGUGCGAAUAUGAGAAUAACGUCUGAAACCUUGCGUGUAAAACUAACCGGUAAAGGCCAAAGACACCGAGAUGCGGCAGCCAUCCCAGUCCUCGUCAACAUUGCGUUUGGCAAGAGAUGCAAUAAGUGUGGAAUCGUUGGUCAUUUCGCUCGUGCAUGUAAAGGAGGAACAGGAAAGCAAGCAGGCAACAAGCAACAGUCAAAUUUCGUUGAUGAUGAUGCAGAUGAGGAGGCGUUUGUAGCAGAAUGCAAAGCAUCACAUAAGCCUGCAAAGAAGUUCUUCGCUCAUUUACACCUUGUUCACGACGGGAAAUCGAAAAUUGUGAGAGCACAAAUCGACUCAGCUUCAACUUGCAAUACCAUGCCCAGCAAUUUAUUAAGCCAGUUAUUCCCUAAUUUGAAGGUUUCAAAGACCAGAAGCAGAAUCAGCACAUAUGGAAGUCAAAAAAUGCGACCAAAAGGUCAAGUGACCCUAGUUUGCGACAGAAGCAGACUAGAGACAAUAGAUUUUCUUGCGGUGGAUGUCCCUGGCGACAAACCGUCACUUCUCAGCGGAAAGGAUGCGCAGGCUCUAAAGUAUUUGAAGAUUUAUGCAGACGAAAGAAACGCAGUUGAGGACGAGAUUCCGCAAACUCCGCAAACACUUCCCCCACUCGGAAUGCUAAUGGCGGAGGACAUUUUACGGCAGUAUGCUAAUGUGUCUAGACCGUGGCGCGGGAAACCCCUUGGGACACUUAUGCAUAUUCAGCUGGACUCCUCCGUUACACCUGUUUCAUGCCCCAACACACCGAGUGCCUGUGGAAGAGUUAGACCAGGUAAAUGA
Messenger RNA from Pocillopora meandrina, 1056 nucleotides. The record is from the annotation of a GenBank genome assembly. Lineage: Eukaryota; Metazoa; Cnidaria; Anthozoa; Scleractinia; Pocilloporidae.